Molecule: messenger RNA, 1379 nt
Organism: Amborella trichopoda
Lineage: Eukaryota; Viridiplantae; Streptophyta; Magnoliopsida; Amborellales; Amborellaceae
Product: transcription factor DUO1
Source: RefSeq, a predicted model, not a curated record
ACCCCAUUCUCUCUCUUUUCAAAACCUUCUCUCUCUCCCCAAAUUUAGGAGCACGAUCCCUCUAAGAUGCCACUCAAUCCAUCAAGGCUCUUUUAAAUUUCCUGCAAAAACCCCAAGUCCUAAGAAUGCUGAAACUUAAGUGUUUCACUUCCCUUCAAGCUUUGUGUGGAUUCAAAUGCUCUCUCAACCCUUUUUAUCAGAAGUUUUUUGCAUUGCACUCCAGUUUGAAUCUUCUUUUUGGUGAAAACCGAUUUCAAAAAUCCAUUUUAUGACUGCAAAAAUCUAAUAAUUUGAGAAAGAAGAAUCCAAGAAAAUGAAGUUGGGUUCAGGGAAAAACGGUAACUCAGAGUACCCAGUUGCUGAUUUUCAAGCUUUCAAUGGGAGAAACAGCUUUUGAGCAAAUUUGGUUUAGUGUUUUGCAAGUGAGAGGAAAAAUGUUUGAUGCGGGUGCGAUGAGAAAGGGGCCAUGGAUGCCCGAGGAAGACGAGAUAUUGCUGGAGUAUGUCCGACAGCACGGCCCCAGAGACUGGAGCGCCAUUCGAUCCAAGGGUCUCCUACCGAGAACAGGCAAAUCCUGCCGCCUGCGAUGGGUUAACAAGCUUAAUCCCGACGUUAAAACUGGGUGCAAAUUUUCAUCUGAAGAAGAGCGAAUUGUGAUCGAGUUACAAGCGAAAUUCGGGAAUAAAUGGGCAAGAAUCUCUACCUAUUUACCAGGCCGCACUGAUAAUGACGUGAAGAAUUUUUGGAGCACAAGGCAAAAGAGGCUUGCUAGGACAUUACAGGUGGCGGCGCCACUCCCUCCGCCACCCCGGCCGAGUAGAGCAUUACGCCCACUGAUCGGAAGCAGUGAGCCAGCUGCAAAGACCCCGGUUUUCCAGGACUUUGUGACCUUUCAGGAUCCAACAGUGAUUAACGCAGCUUCCUCAGACCAGAUAUCACUUUGCCGACCUAACCCACUCACCCCAUUUUCUCAAGUCAUUCCCACACCUCAGCUGCCGGAUCCAGUGAGAGAAAGCCUCCCAACCUUAAUAAAAAAGCCAUCUCUCCAAGAGCUAAGGCCCAAAACGGAGCUUCAAAUCCAAGAGCCCCCUCUAAACCUUCAUCUACUGCCUGCAAACUCCAAUCCCAUGCCCUUUUUUGCGGAGGAGAGCCUUUCAGGCUUGUCGGGAAAUGAAUUCGGGCAAGAGAUAAGAGGGGACGAGGAUUUCCCGGCAACCCCAGACAGCUUUUUUGAUGAUUUUCCAGUCGAUAUGUUCGACCAUUGCCACCACCCACCUUUCCAAACUGGUGAUAUUGUACUAUUUGAUUUAUUCAUUUGCAGAUUGAUCCAUGUCUAUUUGGGAGUUCUAAUAUGAUAAUCAUCAGUUGGCUGCAUUUUC